Molecule: messenger RNA, 1001 nt
Organism: Periophthalmus magnuspinnatus
Lineage: Eukaryota; Metazoa; Chordata; Actinopteri; Gobiiformes; Gobiidae
Gene: snf8
Product: SNF8 subunit of ESCRT-II
Exons: 8
Coding region: 228-1001 (257 amino acids)
Biological process (GO): protein transport to vacuole involved in ubiquitin-dependent protein catabolic process via the multivesicular body sorting pathway
Cellular component (GO): ESCRT II complex
Source: RefSeq, a predicted model, not a curated record
GGGCACUUCCUGUUCAUCAAAAUGGCAACAUCGCUCCCUUGACAAGUAAAGGUGGCAGGUGUUCUUUUUCGUUAUUUUAUGUAAUUUUCAGGGUGUUAUGAAAACGAGUAGCGUUUUAGUCCAAUAUAUAAUCGUGACAGAAAAGUAAAUAGAGGUUACAUUGCGUGGAUAACAAUUUGUUCUGCCAAAUUUGAAAAGGCUAGUAAGUAUAGAUAUAAAGCAACAAGAUGCGAAGAGGAGUUGGAGCUGGGGCUAUUGCCAAGAAGAAGCUGGCAGAGGCCAAAUAUAAAGAGAGGGGAACUGUUUUGGCAGAAGACCAAAUUAUUCAAAUGUCCAAACAGCUGGAAACAUUUAAGUCCCACCUGGAAGAAUUUGCCAGUAAACAUAAACAAGAGAUUCGCAAGAAUCCUCAGUUCAGAGUUCAAUUUCAAGAAAUGUGUGCCACCAUAGGGGUGGACCCUCUUGCAUCUGGCAAAGGUUUUUGGUCAGAGAUGCUUGGAGUUGGAGACUUCUAUUAUGAACUUGGAGUGCAAAUUAUUGAAGUUUGCCUUGCUCUAAAACACAGAAAUGGAGGGCUUAUUACUCUUGAUGAACUUCAUCAGAGAGUAUUGAAAGGAAGGGGAAAAUAUGCACAGGAUGUUAGCCAAGAUGACUUGGUGAGAGCCAUAAAGAAACUGAAGGUGAUGGGGAGUGGGUUUGGGAUGAUCCCUGUUGGUGGUUCAUAUUUGGUGCAGUCAGUGCCAGCCGAGCUCAACAUGGACCACACGGUUGUACUACAGCUGGCAGAGAAAAAAGGUUACGUGACAGUUAGUGAAAUAAAAGAAAGUCUUAAAUGGGAGAAAGAGCGAGCUUCACAUGUCUUGGAUCACCUCCUGAAGGAGGGACUGGCCUGGUUGGACUCUCAAGCAGCUGGGGAACCUCAGUACUGGCUACCAGCUCUGUUCUCCGAGCUGACUUCCCGGGACAUUACACCAGAGGAAGCCAAUCAGAUGACCCCUUGA